CACACCUUCAGUUUCCACAUGUGGCGCCAUCUCUCCUGUCCUGUGUGGAUGUUAUCGCCCUAAAGGAGGAGGAAAAAUGAGACAAAAAACAGGAGGAGGAAAAGAAAAAUGACGAGUGGAGAAGAAGGAAGAGGAGGAAGAUGUUUCUUUUCACUCUGUGAGACACGGAGGAGGUUUGUGGAGGAUCAUAUUCUCUCCGGCUCAGACUAAGAGCUGCUUGAAUCAUCGACUCUGAUCCUCCUCCUCUCAGACAGGAGGAGGAGGAGGAGGGGGAUGUGCUGCUGCUGCUUUUCAGUCUCAGAUUCAGCGACAAGAAGCAGCGCAGAAGUCAAAGAGAACACAUAUAUGUGCUUCAGGACAGAUGAGACAUAGUGGACCCUGAGAUCUGCUCUGAACGAUGUUGGAAGGAGAUGACUUCUUCAUAAGAAAGUAAAAUAUCAGCUGCUUUUAUCUGCAACAGAAAUUUAGUCUGGGUAGGUUUAUCAAUAAGACAGCAAGAGUCGAUUGGCAGGAGCUGGUUUUAGACAUCACAGGACAAUGUCUUAAAGAAGCUUCAGGUUUUUACAAACAGGAUGGAGCCUGAGAGGAUUUCUGAACAAAAACAAAAUGAAGUUUGGAAGCAAUUUUAACUUUUUAACACACAGAUGACAAAGUGUGGACCCAGGCUGUACAUUUGAAAAGUAAGGAAGAUGAAGUUCGGGGGCAGUUUUUGCACCCUGAACGUCGGCGGCCGUAAGUUUUCCUUCUCAGCAGAGCUGAUGAAGCGCCUCCCUCUGAGCAGAUUGAGUCGACUGCAUCGCUGUGUGUCUGAGAGCGAGCUGCUGGAGCUCUGUGACGACUAUGACCGGGACAGGAAUGAGUUUUUCUUCGACCGGCACUCGGAGGCCUUCAGCUUCAUAAUGCUGUACGUGCAGCACGGGAAGCUCCGCUUCAUGCCACACAUGUGUGAGCUGUCCUUCUACAAUGAGAUGCUGUACUGGGGCCUGGAGAGUGGUGACCUGCAGCCCUGCUGCCAGCGACGCCUUGAUGACCGCCUCUCGGACUGCUUUGUGCACUUCUUUCCAGAGGAGGAGCCACGGUGCCACGAGGAGCCCCAACACCCCUGGCUGGAGAGGAUGAGGAGGAUCUUCGAGGAGCCCACGUCUUCGCUGUUGGCACAGAUCCUCGCCUCAGUGUCAAUGCUGUUUGUGAUCAUCUCCAUGGUGAUGUUGUGUGCGAGCACUUUGCCAGACUGGAAAACUACAGAGACUCUGGACCAGCACAGGAUCAUUGAGGCGGUGUGUAUCGGCUGGUUCACAGCUGAGUGUAUCAUCCGUUUCCUCAUCUCUCGAGAUAAGUGUGAGUUUGUCCGUCGUCCUCUGAACAUCAUCGACCUGCUGGCCAUCACCCCGUACUACGUCUCUGUGACCGUGACCAACCUCACGGGGGAGAACUCUCAGCUGCAGCGGGCCGGGGUCACUCUGCGUGUCCUGCGCAUUAUGCGGAUCUUCUGGGUGAUAAAGCUCGCACGUCACUUCCUGGGUCUGCAGACACUCGGUCUGACGCUGCGGCGCUGCUACCGGGAGAUGAUGAUGCUGCUGAUAUUCAUCUUUGUGGCCAUGGCGAUCUUCAGUGCACUGGCACAGCUGCUGGAGCACGGCCUGGAUCUGGAGACUGGAAACCAGGACUAUGCCAGCAUCCCUGCGGCCUGCUGGUGGGUGAUCAUCUCCAUGACGACUGUGGGUUAUGGGGACAUGUAUCCGGUGACGGUUGCAGGUCGCGUGCUGGGUGGCAUUUGCGUGGUGAGUGGCAUCGUGCUGCUGGCACUGCCCAUCACUUUCAUCUACCACAGCUUUAUCCAGUGCUACCAUGAGCUCAAGGUGCGCUCCGCCCGCUGCACCCACAGCCUGUCUGCAGAGUUCCUCAACUAGCAGCUGAGGAGGUGGAUGCACCGACCACUGAGGUGGAGGAGCAGCAUAGAGUUUAUUCCACUUAAUGAUUGGGUGGAGAGGUAAGACGGACGUCAACCACUGACUGCUGACAAGGAGGAGGGACGUGGAGUUUAUUUAGUCACUGGAUUUUGUUGCAUCCUAAAGACAUCAAUGUUUCAUAAUCAAAGGUCCAGUGAACAUUUGUGUUUUGACACCUGAAGAGCUCUUUCACCUUUUUUAUCUUUAUAGUCUGAGUUGGUUUUUGGCAGUAAAUAGAUUUUUGUAUUUCUUUAUCGACAACAAUCGUAAGCGUCUCAGUUCUAGUUUCUCUGAAGUACCUGUGCUGUUAUCUGACGAGAAUUAUUAGAAGAAAAUGUUGUGCACAUUUCAUUAAAAGAGUUUCAGUUCACAAAAGAAAAAAAACGGUAUAAAUAGUAGACGUAGACACCUUGAUGUCAGCCAUUGGUUUCUCCACUGUGGAGCUGUUCUCUGGAGCCAGAUGUGACCAUGUUCUGGGCUGAGGAUGUUACCGGAGAGGGGCAAGUUAUUGUAGCUCAGCAGCCAACACCCUUUAGCUGGUGAAGGAGCUAGUUUACUCUUGUGUUCUCCACAAAGUUGGAUUGUAUUAGUGGUCAUUUGUUUGUUUAUCAGACUGAAUAACUUAAGAGAGUUUGUGGAGCGCAACAGACUUGCUGCUGGCUCGCCAAACUCUCUGGUGAGUAAGCGGCGGGUGACUUACACACCACAUAACUCAAAACAACCAAUCCUCUUCGUGCUAUAAUCAUAAUCUCACCAGGGUAAAGCCAACAAUUGUACUGUAAGAUACAAAAUUACACUUUCACUCUCUGGAAAAGCACUUGAGUACAGAUUUCUUGGGCAGAGAGUUUGUGCCAUAAGCUGCACAGAAAGCCAAAACGUUGGUCCAAACUUUAGAUGAAAAAUUCAACAGAGAGCAGAGUUGUAUAAAGACUCUUCCCUUGAACACUGGUAAUGAAUGCAGUAAAUAGUUGGAACUGCAGUUUAUGCACAUUGACUUCACGUCUCAGCAUUGUUGCUGUCAUUUGCUGAGAAUGUGUUAAACCAAGGGAUGAAAAAUGCAUCGUCCAUGUUUGUUGAGUCGUCUGCAGAUAACCCAAAGAUGAGGAAUUCAAUUUAUUCCAAGUAAAGAAGCUGAACACUGUGAGUACAGGAGUCUCUCCAGUCAGAAUGACAACCACCUGUCCUGACAGAGAUGCUGUCACAUCAGAGCUUCAUUUUGUGUCUGAGUUUGGUCUUUGUGGACAAGUUGAGCAUCACAAACUGAAUCAUAAAACACUGAGAUUUAAACUGGAUUCCUAGCACUGAGAUAAUUCAUGUAAAAUUUGACUUUGGUCUCACAGUUAACAGUCCUGUACAAGGGGCAUAAAGGGUCUGCAGGUGUUAAACGACCUGAGCCAUUUUAAAAAUAAGAAAAUACAGACGGCUUUGUCCUAUCUCGUCCAGAGCCUUCGUGUGGGGACCUGUCCCGUUCACUAUCUAUCUGUACUGCUUGGUAAAUGUAGCUGGAGGCAAGAUCCAUCUCAGUCCUUUAGAUGGUGACUGGGCGGGUUGGGUCUCUUCCAGAGGCAGAGUGAAAGCUUUCCCUUCUUCAGUUCAAAUUCAGGAGUCAUCCACAUAUCUUAAAGGCUGGUUUAUACUUCUCAGACGUGAGCACUACAUACUUGUGCGUCGAUGUGUCCGUGUCACGCAGUAAUACUCCCCGAAAUGCAUGAGGGCAGUGUGGUCUCUCCGAAUUUCCUGCCCCGCUAUGUUUUCGGUUUACUUCUCCACAGCGAGUUCUGUACAUAUCAGGAUGAUUUAGAGCUGAUACAUGUUGCUGUUUAUCAUACAGACAUGAUCACAGGGAGAGGAGACGUCGGAGGAGAUUAACUACAUGGCUGAUGUGCGGGGAACCUGCAAGUAAAUAGUGCUGUAAAUGCAGGAAACACAAUGAUGCAGAGCGGACCAAUCACAGGGUUUGAGGUCCAUGUUGAUUCAAUGCGUCGUAACAUUUUGGAGGAGGUGCGCGUCGGCUGCGUAGGCCUCUGCGUAGAUAAGGGGGCUACGCAGACCUACGGCGUAGGAUAUGACGUCAAUUUGACACAUAAAGAAAAAAUCCGGCUUGACAAGAGGCUCCUGAAAGAAGAUCGAGCUCUGCUCUCUACUUCAACAUGGAGACACUUUAGCACAGUCUGUAUCUGCCCUCUUUGUAAUGAUGUUUUGGUAAAUGUCCCAGCAUGGCAGAGGUCUGGUGUGAUAGUGUCUCUGUUUCAUAGAAGAUGUUUCUUAAUGUUUUUAACUGCCUCUUUAGCAAGGAUGCAUGAAACAGAAAGAAGCAACGCUGUUGGAAACUUUGGUUUCAUUGGGAUAACUUCUGAGAGAGUUUUUUUAUAUGAUGAAUUGUUUUAACCAUGAGAGCUUGGAUGUAACAGGUGGUUUUGAACUCACGAGCAGCACACUUGAGCACAGGAACUACAGGGGAGUCCUCUCAGGCAUAUUCCUGCAGAGUGUUUUUGGGGGUUUUGGUCUCAGUAGAUGUGUGUCUAACAUGAGUCUGGUCCUGCUGGAGGUUUCUGCCUGUUAAAGGAAGUUUGUCCUUGCCACUGUAACUUGCUAAAUGCUGCAAAGUGCUCUGCUCAUGGUGGAUUAAGAUGAGAUCAGACUGAGUCCCGUCUGUAAGAUGAAACUGGAUCUUAUCCUGUCUUGAUGUUGGCUCUUUGUUAAUAAUAGAACAUAGAGUACGGUCUAGACCUGCUCUGUUUGGAAAGAGUCUGAGGAGAACAUUUGUUGGGAUUUGGCGUUUUUGAAUAAAGAUGGAUUGAUUGAGGUCUGUCCAGCUGUAACAUUAGAGCUCUGAUUCACUUUUUAAGGCCAAAUUUCACUUUUUCUGAAGACCUUCCUCUGACAACGUGAAACAUGGUUAUGCCAACUCCAUUAAAAACAACAAAUCAAACAUGUGUAGUGUAAGGAAAACAAGACAUGUAUCAGUGAGCACAUCUGGCAGCCAGCUGUUGUGGUUAUAUUUUACAGGUUUGAGUUUACAGUCGAUUAGAUCCUGGGAAGAUUUCUCUGCUGGCUUCUGUUCAGUAGCUUUAAAGGAUAAACACUGUUUGUCACAACACAAGUACGUGCUGGUAAUGUGCUUUCUUUCUUUGUAAAAAGAUGAUUUCACUGCAGUGUGACAUUACAGGAGUGUUUUUAUAUAAUUUCCAGUCGUCACAGACUUGUCACCAGGGGACAAGGGUACCAGGUCAGAGACUUUACUCUGAUCAAUCAAACCCUCAGCCGAAGUCCUUCCUGCUCCUCAGAGGACCUCACUGCUUCAUGUUUAGCCCUUUGAGUCUCCUCUGGUCUCUCUGGACCCUCAGGGGUUAAACCCAGCAUGUCCACUUACAGUCUGUGCUGGAACUGGAUCCCUUCCCAUCAGCUGAACACCCUUUGUGGUUUCCAAGGCAACAGCAGACUCAAAGACAGGAAGUGAAAGUGUGGAAACAUUUGGUUUUGAAUGUCAGGAAGCUGAAGUGUGACUUCUCUCGCUAAAAACUCUUCUUCUAUUUAUUCUUCUUCUGUGAUGUGAAAUACUGCAGGGUUCAUAGAGAAGCACAACUAACCCAACUCUACUCUUUCUUUCUUUCUUUCUUUCUUUCUUUUUUAUCAUGUUUUUCACAUUCUUUUCUCUCUCUUUUUCUGUCAGUCUUUCUUUCUGUUUUUUGUUUUUAUUUAUUUGUAUCUUUCUUUUGUUCUCUUGUUUCUUUCCUCUUUUUCUCUCUUUCUCUCCAUCUUUCAUUUUCUUUUCUUUUUUCUGUUUUUUCUUUCCAUUUUUCUUUCUUUUUUCUUUUUCUCAUUCAGUCAUUUUUCCUUGUUUCAUUCUGUCUUUUUUCUCUUUCUCUCUUUUUUAUUUCAUUCUCUCGUUCAGUCUUUCUUUAUUUUUUUCAUCCAUUCUUUCAUUCAGUCUUUUUUCCCUUUUUCAGUCUUUUUCAUCUGUUCCUUUCUUUUUCCUCUCUGUCUUUCUUUAUUUUUUUCAUUCAAUCUUUUUCCUCUCUUUUUGUGUUUCUUUCUUUUUUUCUUGCAGCCCUUUUCUUUCUUUCUUUCUUUCUUUCUUUCUUUCUUUCUUUCUUUCUUUCUUUCUUUCUUUCUUUCUUUCUGUCUUUCUUUCUUUCUUUCUUUCUUUCUUUCUUUCUUUCUUUCUUUCUGUCUGUCUUUCUUUCUUUUAUUUUAUUUUCUUGCAGUUGUUCCCCAUGAAUUUCAGGACUUCUUUUCUUCUUGAUUUCUUUAAUAAGCUUGAGAGUUUUUCAUUUAAGGAUCUUUAUUUUCGUUUAACAUUUUUGAAACGAUUAAAUAACACAUGGUUCAUUUGAUAGCAGUUAUUGGAAAAGAGUGAAUACACCCAUCAUUCAGCUGAAUUAAUAAAACAAAUACUUUCUUUGACUACACAUCAAACCCAGCCCUCUCUCCCUGUGCCCUCCCUUUAGAGAUCUCUUGCACCUUCUUAAAAAUUGAGACUUCUCAAAGUUCUUCUAACCUUCACACACAUAUUAACUCACUAAUGAUGCUGGAUGUUACACAGUGCACCCAUCAGUGCUCACUAAUCUCAUCCACACAGAACAGGCUGUGCCAUGGGGCACUCUGUGGUUCAGUGAUCAAGGACACUUCAGCAUGUGGACUGCAGGAGCUGGGCACUGAACCUCCAACCUUCCAACUGGGAGUUCCCCAACACUGAGCCACAGCUGCCCCACUUCAGGAUAGUUACAGUACAGUUGUAGAUACAGAUACAGUGAGCCCACAGGUCAAUACAUACCCUGGUGUUUGGUCACGCUUUUCAGUUUGGUCCAGUUCUGACAGCCUGAGCCGUUUGAAUGUUGUUGUUUUUUCGGGCAUUACAAUCGGACGUGUUUUAGAAACAUUUUACAGGAACAACAAGAGGAGAAAAAAAAGAUAUGUUUUUAAAACUGCAGAACUAUUUCUUUAUUUUACUUUAAAGCAAAAAAACAACAAUUUAUAUGCAUUCCUGAUGUAUUGUACAAUAUGAAAUAAACUAAUAAACAUCUA
Molecule: messenger RNA, 6977 nt
Organism: Notolabrus celidotus (New Zealand spotty)
Lineage: Eukaryota; Metazoa; Chordata; Actinopteri; Labriformes; Labridae
Product: potassium voltage-gated channel subfamily G member 3-like
Exons: 4
Coding region: 690-1910 (406 amino acids)
Biological process (GO): potassium ion transmembrane transport; protein homooligomerization
Cellular component (GO): membrane; voltage-gated potassium channel complex
Molecular function (GO): delayed rectifier potassium channel activity; protein binding
Source: RefSeq, a predicted model, not a curated record